This is a messenger RNA of Chaetomium strumarium, 2659 nucleotides long. Its product is annotated as P-loop containing nucleoside triphosphate hydrolase protein. Bases 460 to 2571 code for a protein of 703 amino acids. Gene Ontology annotation, biological process: double-strand break repair via homologous recombination. NCBI's taxonomy places the organism in Eukaryota, Fungi, Ascomycota, Sordariomycetes, Sordariales, Chaetomiaceae. The record is from RefSeq and is a predicted model, not a curated record. The transcript has 5 exons. Gene Ontology annotation, cellular component: chromosome; cytoplasm; nucleus. Gene Ontology annotation, molecular function: ATP binding; nucleic acid binding; 3'-5' DNA helicase activity.
CAUUUUCCGCGAGAAAUGUCAUUUGGGCCCCAUAUAAAACCGAAAGGUUGCCUUUUUGGACCCGGGAUUUCUACACCAAUUGGUAUAUUGUCAAUUCGCGACUUCUAUACGGAGCAUAGAAAUUAGUGGCUAUAUCCGUUUCUUUUUUCAGAUUCCUUUUAUCGUGUGUUUUCGUCGAAACCCAACUCCAAGGGGAUGAAAGAGAAGUGUCAUUGGGGUUCUUUCUGGUCGACUACCCCAUGUCGACUUUAUCAUUAAUUAAUGUCGGCAAUGGAACGAAGCUCUUAGCAAAGCUUUUGAGCGGUAGGCUUAGACUCGGGGGACAUUUUAUACCGGAUCAAUUCGCUGCGUUGUUAUCGAGAUCUAGAAAAUUGUGUAGUCGAUGGGACUCCUAUACAGGUUUACAUCCGCGAGAUCUACAACGCCACGCGAGAGAUCGUACAGCAUAACCUACAAACCAUGUUCGUUCGUGUGGUAACCGAGAUAAGUCUUAAUUCGGGCAUCUCGAGUGAAUCUACGCGACGCACGCCCCGGAGUGGACAGGUCGAGUCGGUAAGGCGGAUCAUUUAUCACCUCGGAGACACGAUCCUUCAGGCGCGCACAGGAUAUGGCAAGAGCAUCGUGUUCCAGGCUGUCUCGAUUAUCCUACCUCAUAAGAUUACAACCCAGAUCGUCCCAUUCAGCAAGCUAGGAGAGGAGCAAUACAGGACCAUUGCCACAUACUCAGGUACACGCCCGAUUUGGGUUGACCAGAGCACGAGCAAAGAAGCGCUUAGACAAGGGCGUUAUACUCAUAUCCUAUUAGGACCGGAGCAAGCCAUCCACUACCGCUUCCUCCGUCUCUUCCGUACGGCCGAGUUCAACCAACGCAUCGCAUUCGUCGGAAUCGACGAGCUCCAUACCAUUCACCAGUGGAGGGACUUUAGGUCAUCCUUUGCCAACCUCCAUCAAGUUCGAGCUGCACUCCCGGUCAUGAUCCCUUGGUUUGGCUGCACGGCUACUCUUACUCCCGAUGCAGAGCUAUUUAUCCAUCAGGUAGGGGCCUUUCGGGAAGAGGGACAUCAAGUCGGGUCCCUCGAGAUAAUCCGUACUACCAUCGACCGUCGCGACAUUAGCAUCAUAGUACAAUGUCUGCCAAAGGGCAGUCUUCGCGACUUCCGACGACUGGAGUUCCUACUCAACAAGGGUCCGAACGAUCAAAUCACGAAGACCAUCGUCUACAUUGACAGCAAAGCAAAGAUCAUCUCAGCCCGCCACCACCUCUUGAAACGAGUUUCGCCGGCCGAUUCGACAUGCAGGAUCAUAUUAGCUACCGUAUCACUUGGCAUGGGUAUGGACAUUCCAGAUGUGAUGCAGGUUGUACAGUAUGGACCUGUUCGGUCUGGGGACAUCGCCGAUUUGUGGCAGCGAUUUGGGCGGGCAGUUCGUGCGGGUGGGUCGCUCCAUGGCAAGGCCUAUUUCUUCGCACCCUAUUGGUUCUUCGACCGACUAGGAGAGGAGGACCCUGUCAAGUCAAACCCUAGAGCAGCACCUUUAUCACACCAGCCGCCAGUCCCCAGUCGCCUACGCCAGGCAAUUACAAAUGGCGACGACGAGUCCGACAGUGAUAACUGUUCCGUUGCGUCCAGCACGUACUCUCAGCUAGCCUUUAUGCCCCAGGACCUAUACGACCUUACCCCUGGCGUCGCAGCCGACCAGCCUCCGACCAGCACCGCAUACCAAGUCCACCCCACGCUCGGUCUCUUCGGUGACCACAUCGUGCGCCAGCGGUGGACUGCGCAAGAGAAGAAGUGGCGCGAGAAUCUGGCUGUCAAUAACCAGUUGAUGUAUGAAUUUGCCAACGCCAGCUGCUUCCGAACAGCUGCACUAUCCAUGCUUCAGGAGGCGGCAAUGUCAUCGUCUCGGGUAGCAGGCUACAUGUGUUGCAACGCCUGCAGCCCGUCGCUCGGGGCUCUGGACGGCAUGCCCCCCAAACAUCAAACGCUCCGGAAGCCAUAUAUGAAUAGCAAGGCGUGGUUCAUUUGGCAGGAGUUGCAUUCUUACGCUGAUCGGAUCGCCGCCACUGAACUGUGGCCCGAGAAGGAGAGAUUCUGCCAUCUUCCAUCGACGGUCUUCUUGGAGUCUCGACUACAGUCCGCCCUGGCCAAAGAGCUAGCGACAACCGGCUACGUGCCCUCGGGCGUCGAGGAUCUGCAGACACGAGUACCCGACCUAGCAACAUGGGAACAUUUGGAGGAAUGGGGCGAUCGGUUGGUGGCGGAGUGUAUCCGUCUGCAGCCUAUCGCAGUGUCAAAGUGGACGGACCACAAGCAACGUGCUGCGACGCAACGUGCGCAUACCAGGCGUGCGGCAACGGGAGUGACGCCUACAACACCGCAAGCGAGCCCUUUCACGCCCAACACGUCGUUUUCUUCCGAUGCCACCCUCGUCGGGGAGCUAACCUACCCGGUCACCCCCACUCCGGCGCGGGGUGACGCCCCAAUCCCGCCAUCUACAACGAGGAGACAGCCUACAAAGAGGCAGCGGCGGAUAAACUCUGUUGGAACGGGGGCGCAGAACAAGCGUCGCUAACACCAUGUAGAUAACACCGUGCAUUGGAAUUACAUCAAUUGGUGUAGAUAUCUAUAAAUACCAAUUGUUGAAAUUGGAGUACUAGCCC